GGAUGAAUGUUAUCCCUCGGUCCAACCCACUUUCAGCCUGGCGCAUUAGGGGGCGCUAGUAUAAAUAGUGGCCAUUUGAGUGUCCCUGGAUCGCUUACCUGUGACCUCCUUUUUGGUCACCUGACUUCCUGUUGGUGUUGCUGAGCUUAGUUGCGGGUUACUUUUCUGAAGCCUCCAUCGCAGCUGAUGCGGAGUGCCGACGUGGAGGAGACCAGGGUGCCUUGGUGGUGGGAUCCUCUGAGUGUACACUCCUGCCUUGUUUAGUUUAUUAGUGAUAAAAGCAAAGCAGCAGCUACUUUGGUGUGGGAUUCCACAGCUGUGUUACAGAGAUGGAGGAAGAGUUACAGGAACUCAGGGACUUGAUCGCGCAGCUGAAAGCAGACAAUGAGAGGCUGCGUCAGGAGAGGGCUGUUGAGUCAGGUACUGGUGCUACACCUUCUACUUCAACCGCAUCAUCUGUUAACCCCCCAACUGCUAGUGUCUCUGUAGCAGAGAGACUAGUUUUUGUGCCCCGUGACAGAAAAUGCCCUAUGUUUAGAGGAAAAUCAGGUAUAGGGUUGAAUGAAUGGUUGGAGGAAAUAGAAGGUUGUGCUAGAGCACGUCAUUUGUCUUUGGCUGAUAAAGCAUUUUUCCUGUUUGACCACCUGGAAGGGGAAGCACGUGAGGAGAUCAAAUAUCGCUCUAGUGCAGAGAGGUCGGAUCCCGCUAAGAUAAUCACUAUAUUGCAAGAACUUUAUGGCUGUUCAGACUCCUAUGUAGCAUUGCAGGAAGCUUUCUUCUCUAGAAAACAGCAGGAAAGUGAGACACUGCAAGAGUUUUCCCUCGCUCUCCUGGGUCUUAUGGAGAAAGUUAAAUUGAGUGCCCCCAAUGGCAUGCCCAAUGCUGAUGUUUUAUUAAGAGAUCAAUUUGUUGAACAGGUCUUAGACAGUACCUUGCGGCGGGAGUUAAAGCAGCUAGUAAGGAGGCAGCCAACACUAACAUUGCUAGAGAUUAGAGGGGAAGCUAUUAGGUGGGAACGUGAAGGGUUGCCUAGUGGCGUUAGACAUAGAAGCAGUUCUGUUCCUUCUGUCUAUGGGAUUCAGUAUGGGGUCCAUAGCGGUCCUUCAGGAAUAGCCCAGCCCACCCAUUUGUCUGAGAUGAGUGAGAUGAAGGAAUUGUUAAAGCGCCAGCAGGAGCAACUUAAUCAGCUCACUCAGAGCAUUGCUCAAUUGCAGGGCCCCCAUCGAAUGUCUCGCUCAGGACGGAGCGAUUCCAUUAUAUGCCGACGUUGUCAGCAACCUGGACAUUUUGCUCGGGAGUGUGAUGGGGAACGUGUUCCUCGUUCCCGGCCUCCUUCGCAGGCUCCUCUGCAUAAUCGCAGGCACUCUCCUUUAAAUACGGCUUCGGAAAACUAGCACCCUCCGUAUUGCCGAGCCACAGUUCGGGUGGGGUGUCUAUUGGCUCAAGGGUUGUUUCUAAUGGUCCAGAGGCAGUCUCCAAAUUAAUUUCAUCCUGUCCGCAUAUAGAUGUGGACAUGGGCGGUAUAAAGGUACCUUGUUUGGUUGAUACGGGGUCCAUGGUCUCUACCAUUACUGAAAGCUUUUUCCGCCAGCAUUUUGAGUCCUGGGGUCAAGAGCGUCUCCAAGCUUGUCAUUGGUUGCAGCUUAAAGCGGCUAAUGGUUUGUCCAUUCCCUACCUUGGCUAUAUCGAGCUAAGUGUAGAGCUCUGUGAUAAGUUUCUUCCACAGUGUGGCGUGUUGAUCGUUAAAGAUCCUCCAGGUGCAGGACCUUCCACGGUUCCGGGUGUAUUGGGGAUGAAUGUCAUUCGGAAGUGUUACCACGAGCUUUUUGGGCAACAUGGUGAAGCAUUGUUUAGUUUGGGCUCUGUCACAGAGGCCCCUAAACCCCUUGUGCAUGCGCUGCAAAAGUGCCAUGAUGUUAGUAUAA
Molecule: messenger RNA, 1925 nt
Organism: Oreochromis niloticus (Nile tilapia)
Lineage: Eukaryota; Metazoa; Chordata; Actinopteri; Cichliformes; Cichlidae
Exons: 3
Coding region: 330-1394 (354 amino acids)
Molecular function (GO): zinc ion binding; nucleic acid binding
Source: RefSeq, a predicted model, not a curated record